CACCCAUUACUUUCAUUGACAAACCCCUCGAUUGUCAGAAUUAUUUUGAUCCAAACAGAAGAUUUUAUUAGUUUUUAAUUUUGCUUGUUGCGAAUGGUGCCGAAUCAUCCAGGAAAUUUACAUUUAACAAUAAGAGAAUUAUAGUGAUCGAGUCAACGCCAAUGUGUGCGUCACAGAGAAAAGAAUGCACUUUUUGCAAAAAGCCCCUAAAGAGCCGCUCAAGUCGACACUAUCACGAGCAUUGCCAGAACCCAGAGCUAAAACCAUUCAAGUGUGACCACUGCGAUCGUACCUUCAGUACCAAAUCGCACAAAACAUUCCACGAGGAGAACCAUUCGGGGCAGCGUCUGCAGUGCACCCAAUGCGACAAGACCUACCAACACCAACGUGAUCUUGAUCUUCAUAAGCGUGAACACAGUUCGUCAGCAAUAUCGCUGCAAGCCAAGUGCAACAGGUGCGCCCAACAAUUCGAAUCAAAGCAAGCCCUCGCCCAACACAAGCGAAUGCAGCAUACCGCGACGAAACGAUUCAAGUGUGAUCAGUGCGAUAUGACCUUCGGCCUCAAAGGCAACCUCACAAAGCAUGCCAAGAUUAUACACUCGAAAGAGAAACUAUUCAAAUGUGACCAAUGCGGAAAAACGUUCUACCGCAACAAUGCUUUGAAAUUUCACAUGCUCAACCAUCGAUCAAAAAAUUUCCAAUGCAAAACAUGUCACAAGGAAUUCGUUGAUGCCAGAAACCUCGAAAGACAUCUAAAAACACACGCUACUGAAAAGGAAUUUAAAUGUGAUAUCUGCGGAAUUUCCAGCUCACGGAAGGACAACAUUCUGCGGCAUGCGAAAAGCUUCCAUCCGGAUUGCGAUAUCAACAAGGUGGUACUGAAAAGUGAAAUACCCGAACAACUAGAUGCAAUCAAAAAAGAUGCCAAACAAAGCAGUAAAUCUGCACCGAAGGUAAUCGAGUCCAGAUUUACUACGGAACCGUCCAUCUCGAAUCGGAUCAGCGUAAUUCAAGUGGUAGGAAAACCGAAACCACUCUCGAUACCCAAGCCAACAAUGUCGAUCACAGCCCCUUCUGGCUCCAAAAGCAUUGAAACCUUGCCCAAACCACCUCCACCGAAGGUAGACCCACUGGAAAUCUACCGUAAAAUCCUGAAACCGAGCAAUGAUGAUGACGAAGACGUCGUUAUCAACAAACCACCCCCAUCGAAUGAACCGGCGAAAACAAACAGUUCGUCGACGCAGGCGUCGGCAGUAUCCGUCAACAAUAACACAUCCACGGCCAUCAGUGGCGGUAAUAAUUCUUCUAUAAAUAAUUUCACUGAAGUUCAUUGGCGAAAGCGCACCUCACAGAUCUACGCUACCAAUUCGAAUCGGUGA
Molecule: messenger RNA, 1379 nt
Organism: Armigeres subalbatus
Lineage: Eukaryota; Metazoa; Arthropoda; Insecta; Diptera; Culicidae
Product: zinc finger protein 91-like
Exons: 1
Coding region: 162-1379 (405 amino acids)
Biological process (GO): regulation of DNA-templated transcription
Molecular function (GO): RNA polymerase II cis-regulatory region sequence-specific DNA binding; DNA-binding transcription factor activity, RNA polymerase II-specific
Source: RefSeq, a predicted model, not a curated record